Dictyostelium purpureum is the source of this 3834-nucleotide messenger RNA. RefSeq lists its product as uncharacterized. The record is from RefSeq and is a predicted model, not a curated record. NCBI's taxonomy places the organism in Eukaryota, Evosea, Eumycetozoa, Dictyosteliales, Dictyosteliaceae. The annotation marks the transcript as partial. Gene Ontology annotation, molecular function: calcium ion binding. The transcript has 13 exons.
AAUAUUGUAAAUAAUAAAAUUGAUUAUUAUCAAUGUGAAGAGGUUACUUGGAUUGUUGAUCAAAGUUAUUACGAAUAUUAUGAUAGUGUUGGUGGUUGUGGUAAAGAUGGUUAUACAGUUAUUCCAAUUACUUUUUCAACAACAAACAGAUUUUUGGUUGUAUUAUCUUGUGCUACCACUGGUGGUUAUUGGUAUACUGCUGAAAGUUCUCCAACUAAUCAAGCAACUGCUGCAACUAAAGCAACAUGCAAAGGAACAAUGAAAACAGAUUAUUCUCUUGAAAUUUAUUCUGCUGUUUGUCCAGUUGGUUACACAGGGACUGCACCAAAUUGCGUUGAUGUAAAUGAGUGUUCAACAAACAAUGGUGGUUGUGCCCAAACUUGUACCAACACACCUGGUUCUUUCGCAUGUUCAUGUGCUGCUGGUUAUACAUUAAACCCUGAUGGCAAGGGUUGUACAGAUAUAAACGAAUGUGCAACAAGUAAUGGUGGUUGUGCUCAAACAUGUACCAAUUCACCUGGUUCAUUUGCAUGUUCUUGUGAUUCUGGUUAUACAUUAAAUGCCGAUAAAAAGGGCUGCACAGGUUAUUUAAAACUUAAUAUUCAUUUUUUCUUUAUAAUAAAAACGAAAAUAGAUAUUAAUGAAUGUGCAACUAGCAAUGGUGGUUGUGCUCAUACAUGUACCAACUCAAUUGGUUCAUUUGUUUGUUCAUGUGAUGCUGGUUAUACUUUAAAUUCAGAUAAAAAGGGUUGUACAGAUAUAAAUGAAUGUUCAACAAAUAAUGGUGGUUGUGCCCAAACAUGUACCAAUUCACCUGGAUCAUUUGCAUGUUCUUGUGGUUCCGGUUAUACUUUAAAUACUGAUAAAAAGGGUUGCACAGAUAUAGAUGAGUGUAAAUUAAAUACUGCAGGAUGUAGCGAUAUGUGUACCAAUACAAUUGGUUCAUUUGUUUGCAGUUGCCCAUCAGGUUACUAUCUCGCUGCCGAUAAAAAAACUUGUUUAGAUAUCAACGAAUGUUUAACAACCCCAACCAUUUGUGGUAGUGCAAUUUGUAAUAAUCAAAUUGGUAGCUAUAACUGUUCAUGUGAAAAUGGUUAUGAAUUAACUCCAAACAAUCAAAUAGCUUUUACUUGUGAAGAUAUCGAUGAAUGCGACAGAGGAAUUUCUGGUUGCUCCCAAUUAUGUGAAAAUACUAUUGGUUCAUUCUUAUGCUCUUGCGAAUCAGGUUAUACUUUAAAUGCCGAUAAAAAGGGUUGCACAGAUAUCAACGAAUGUAUAACAACUCCAACCAUUUGUGGUAGUGCAAUUUGUAAUAAUCAAAUUGGUAGCUAUAACUGUUCAUGUGAAAAUGGUUAUGAAUUAACUCCAAACAAUGAAAACUCUUACACUUGUGAAGAUAUUGAUGAAUGCGACAGAGGAAUUUCUGGUUGCUCCCAAUUAUGUGAAAAUAAUAUUGGUUCAUUCUCAUGUUCUUGCGAAUCAGGUUAUACAUUAGAUGCCGAUAAAAAGGGUUGCACAGAUAUUGAUGAAUGUAUUGAUGGUGGAGGCUGUGAACAAAUAUGCAAUAAUUUAAUGGGUUCUUUCGAAUGUUUAUGUGAUCCAGGAUAUUCAUUAGAUGAUGAUAAAAAGGGUUGCACAGAUAUUGAUGAAUGUGUAGUCGGAAGCUCAGGUUGCGCUCAAAAUUGUAAAAAUUUAAUUGGUUCUUUUGAAUGCUCUUGUGACUCAGGAUUUACUUUAAAUGAUGAUAAAAAAGGUUGCACAGAUAUUGAUGAAUGUAUUGAUGGCGGAGGUUGUUCACAAUAUUGCCAUAACUCACCUGGUUCUUACUCAUGUUCAUGUGAUUCUGGAUAUGUUUUAGAUUCAAACAAUAAGAUAUGCUUAGAUAUUAAUGAGUGUUUAGAUGGUUCCAAUAAAUGUAUUGGUGUUUCAGUUUGUAAAAAUACUAUUGGUUCAUAUGAUUGUCAAUGUCCAAAUGGUUUCGUUAGUACAAGUGAUAAAUUAGGCUGUGAAGAUAUUGACGAGUGCAGCAGUAUUGAAUUAAAUAAGUGUGCCAAUAAUACAAAUUGUUUAAAUACUUUUGGUGAUUACAAUUGCCCAUGCAUCCCAUACUUCUCCCGUUUCGAUAAAUAUAAUUGCGUACCAAAACCAAUUAUUAGUAAUUUUUAUCAAAAACCAACCAAAGUUAAUAUUUUCCAAGUUGAAGGUUAUAAUUUUAUUGCCUCUCAUGAAACCAAAACUUUAAUUAACUCCCAACUCGAAUGUACCUAUUUAUCUGGUAAUGAAAAUUCUUUUGAAUGUUUCACAAGUGAAAAUACAGAGGUUAGAGGAAACGUUACUGUAGAAUGUAAUCAAUUAGUUUCAGAUUCAUUUAAUUACAUUGGUGCACCAUUUUUAACACAAUAUGUAGGAACACCAUCAACCAUGGGUGGUGAUAUUAUUACAUUAUUUGGCAGAAAUUUACCAACUGGAAACAUUCAAUUAUUAGUUAAUUCAAAUCCACAAAAUAUUACCAUUGUCGACGAAGAUUACAUAGAAUUCCAAUCAUCUCAAGGUUCUGGUAAAAACAAUUUAAUUAGACUUUCAAAUGAAACAGCAACAAAUACCGAUAUGAUGUUUAUUGAAUUUGCUCACCCAACCAUUAAUAACGCAAGCGAAGUUAGUGGCGAAACAGGUGGCGUAUUAACCAUUCAAGGUGAUAAUUUUGGUACCAACCCAAGUUUAAUUAGAGUUGAUAUUGGCAAAUUUAACUGUUUUGAUAUUAAAGUAACCGUUCCACACAAAGAAUUGACCUGUCUCUUGAAACCACAAACCACCUAUUUCUAUACCCAAUUAAUCGAUUUAGAAGUUGAUAGUUUACCAGUCGAUAACGAUUAUUACUUUACUUUCUCAUUCUUAAAGGAAACUCUUUGCCCAUCAGAAUGUAGCGGAAAUGGUUAUUGCUCCGAUUUUGGUUGUGUUUGUAAUAAAAACUUUACAGGUAUCUCAUGUAAUGAAACAGUUGUCGAAAUUAAUCCACAUCCACCAAUUAUCGAUAUCCCAUCAAUUGAAAUCGAUAAUGAUGAUAACAAAGCAUUUGGUUAUAAUGUCUCAAUUAUUAGAAUCGAAGAGUUAAAUAUCGAAGAUGUUGUCAUUACUUCAUAUAGCCUUUUAGAAGAAAAAUGGUCUUUUAAAAACAAUUCAGAGUUAAAUAACCAAUGGAUAUUCAACAUUACACUCAAUAAUAAAUGUUAUUUAGAGGCCACAUUCGAAUACUUUAAAUUAUCACGUGAAAUUACAUUUGCAGCCAAUACAUUCGUAGUUCCAGCAGAAUCAUUAAAAUUAACAUUUAUCACUAAAGAUUGGCCAUUUAAAUCAAAAUUAAAUAGUUUAAGAAUUGUAGUUUCAACCCAAACAAUAAAUUUAGGUGGUUCAAGUUGUUCAAUCGAUAAACCGGUAACUUCAACAUUUAAUCAACAUCUUUGGACAACAACUAAAAAUGAAGAGUCUGGUAUGACUGCUAGAUUUAUUUCAGCUGCUGAAAUUGAUGAACGUCCAAUCACUCCAAAGAUUGAAAGUUUAGAAAGUAGUAGAACAACAUCUAUUGUCGGUAUCUCUGUACCAUAUUUCAGAAACAAGUCAGUAAUCGAUCCAGAUUUCUCAAUGCUUUUAAAUGUUAACAAACAAAAGACUGGUAAUUGUCAAAAAGAAAAUAAAGUUGAUUGGAAAAUUGCAACUGGUACUGCUAUAGGUGCUAGUGCCGCUGUUUGUUUAAUUGCUGCUGCCGGUUACGUCAUCAAUAGAAAGAAAAAAGAAAAAGAACUUUCUGAAAUAAUGAACAAAAGACAAAGAUCUUAA